GAUGCUAUUCUUAUUCAAUGACAUGUAAAUGAGUGGCCGGGUAUUCUGAAGUUUAGCCACAUGCUUCAUUUGGUACGUGUAAUUAGGAGGCCAUCGCGUGCGCAAGACGACAUUAGAAUUUGGAGACCCUUUCAGCGAAUAUAACCUUGAAUUCAAAAGAAGCACCAAGAUAAACAAUGAUCAAAUCCCUCCAUCUUAUCAUGAUCUUUUUCUGGGGCUACAUUUUGUUCGUGCGCGUGCAAUGUCGAGGCACUCUCGGAAUUCUUAAUGAAUCAAAGUUAUCGAAACAUAAGGAACUCUGUUUUAGGAGAUGUGACAUUGGCUUUCAAGCGGAUGACAAGGGAAUAUCGAGUAAAAAGAUCUUUGGUCGUCGAUCUUGUUACGAAAGGUGUCUUCGUGAGGACGUAGACAUGAACUCGGCAAAAAACGAACUGAGAGCUUUCGCUGAUGAGCAGAAGAUGUCCUUCUUGAAAAGAAUCAGGCGCGUGGCUGGCAAACCAAAACCUGGCAUAAUGUAUGGUGCAGAAAAUUGCACUACUGGCAGUGCAGAGAGUAAUUCGAAUGCCACGGUUGUUGGCGGCCUUGGUAUAGUGUUCCACGAAAUAGAGGACACGGGAAGAUAUCAAGGGACUGUAACGUGGAAACCCUUACAAAAUGUAAAUGGUAAUUGGACCGGAUACAAGAUAUUAACCCUCUAUAGACCGCUCGAUAGUCCGUCCAAUUGUUGUAACAUUUUUGAAUGUGAUGUGGUUGAUAAGAAUGUCACGCAAUAUAACAUUUCUAAUUCUUCCUAUGGCAUAGAGAACAGUACCCAAGUAAACGUUUUGGUUGUUUCCUCUCCACAUUUAAAUAACCUUUGGGACGUAUUUACAUAUGAACAAUUGCCAUGCAUACUUCCAAAGCACGCCAUCCAUGGAUGUGGGGAGCCAGAUGAAGAGGCAACUUUGCCGAACUCUGGUAAGAAGCCAAAAAUAGUCAUCUAACAUAAGAACGGUGAUUUAAAGGAUAACUUUAAAAAAAGGAUGAAUUUCAAAUUAUUAACUGUCGGUUUUUAUUAUUUUUAUUUAGAUGGCAUUUUUAUUCUCUUAUGAUUUUAUGUAGAGCCAGUCAGAGGAAAUAUUUAUUCUGGUUGUAAACGGGCAGUUUUUAAUUGGCGUAAAGCAAUGUGGUGGACAUAGGCUGGGAAUGAGGUUGAGCUUUGGCAUCGAGUGUAUUCAGACUUGAACUGUUGGGUAGUGCAACGCUGUUCAAGGGUCAGAUUAAGAAUAGCGGAUGGUUUUUGUCCAAACUAAGGCGCUCGAAGUGCUUACUGAUAUACACGCUGUUCGUGAUAAAUGUCAAGCGCCGUUUUCGAAAUAGGCCGCUUUGCGAACUCAAAGAUACAUGCCAAGAAUGCAAAGAGAACUUAAAUGAAACUCAAGUUAACUCACUUGAAUUUAUUAAUUUAUUAAUUCUUGUACAAGCAGGUGCUAUGUUGAGAACUUGUGAAGAGUUAAAAAUAAUUAUCGAAAACGAUAUUCAUCAUCAUAGGGGCCAAAAUGUCUUGGGCAUGUGAGGUGCAGCCGAUUGAGUCCGCAAUAUCGUCGUCAAAUAAAAACAAUUCUUUCAGUGCGUGACACGUUGCGUGACACGUUACGCGAGCGGCGUUGUCUGUGCUCUUAUCAACAACGACAAAUUGACCGAUCAGAUCGCGAAAUUACUGCCAAUUCCAGCCAAAAAUAGCUUCACUACACACCAACACAGUGCUGACAAAACUUUCGGACCAAAGGAAAAAUAGUAGGCUUUUAAGCUAAAAUUGAAGAUUAUUCAAAGUUAUUCUCUGAACUGGUAGUGUUGUCCAUGAUUGCUUGUAUCUACCAGUGUUAUAAGUUUCAGACUAUCCUUUGAUCCCUUUAGAUAACGGGACCAGCCUGGCCCUUAUAACUGCCUUAGUUACCUUGUGCGUAUUCGCUAUGGCUUUGUUAUUGAUAGCUUUGCGUUAUCGUCGACACAAAAUGUACCAACCUAACAGUCUUGCCAAUCCUCUGACAGGUCUGAAAUUUGAGUUCGACGCAUUUGUUAUAUACAGUUCACAUGACUCAGAAUGGGUGGUAAAGACCCUUCUUCCAACUCUUGAGGAAAAGCAUGGGCUAAAGUGCUGCGUACACUAUAGAGAUUUUACUCUUGGGAUACCCAUUCGGCAAAAUAUGGUGGACAGCGUCUACAAAUGCAAGAAAACGGUGGCUAUUGUCUCCACUAAUUUCUUCAAUAGUAACUACUGCGGAUCUGAGCUGGAUUACGCCCUCCACCGACUCAUGGAAAAGAAGGAUGAUAGCUUAGUUGUCAUCAAACUUGAUGAUGUUGACAGAAAUAAACUACCGAAGGAGCUACAAAAUAGGAGUUACAUAGACUAUCCAAAGUCAAUUGAAAAAGAAAUCUGGGAGAAAAAAUUGAUCAAAUGUUUAAAGGUCAACAGCUAAUUCGUAAAUUACGAUCGAGCCUACAUCAAAUCAUUACAGCAAGCAACACUCAACAAGAACAUUUAUUUCAAUAAAAACUUGGUUGUGCAUUAGAACAUAUGUAGAAAAAUGCAGUCACUGGGCACCUAAAAUAACUAAUAAUGCCGAACAAAUUGGGCGUCAAGUGUAAGUAUUAGAAAAACUAAUGUUUGCCAUGGUGAAGUGUUACUUGGUUGCAAAUAUUAAUUUGAUGUACAACUAUACUUCUGGGCAAGUGUUGACUUUUUCUUUAAUGUGUGCAGAGGGUGAGCAUAGGUUAUAUUAGCCAAUUGCCCUCAAAUCGCUAUCGACGAUCGUUGAGUCGAUAAAAAGAAUAUUUCUCCUCGGGGUAGGUAGUUGGUCGUAGAUAGAAAACGAAGAUAGUUUUAAGAAGAGUUUUAGGAAUGUUCUGAUUUUGUUGGGAAGAAAGUAUAGGAGUCGUCGUACAGGUGUCGAAAGAAUAAAUCAUGAACUCAACUUUGGAAACACCAAUUAAUGUUCCUUUCUAAAGUAUUUCUCUCGAAAACCGUUGGUGUUUGUGCAUCAGUAGUUUAAUUGAUUUUGGCAGUACCUCUACAAAGGUUCUCGCAAGGUCAUAGCCUAAAUAUCAAAUUACGAUUUAUAGUUCAAAAUCAGGCAAAAUGGCACACAUCAACGCAAAUAUUUUUUUCCAGGCGUUGGUGAAAUAAGAAAAAUAAUUAUUCUGUAAUGCAAUCUGCAUACUAGCCUUUCAGCUGUGCAUUCCUGCCUACAAACCUAGCAUAAACUUGUUGUACUCAAACCAAAUUAUAAAACUUCAUGACUUAAAACUUUUAUUAAGUACGUUUUGCUCAUGACAGACACAUUAAACGUUUAGAACCUUAA
Stylophora pistillata is the source of this 3341-nucleotide messenger RNA. RefSeq lists its product as uncharacterized. Gene Ontology annotation, molecular function: signaling receptor activity. Gene Ontology annotation, cellular component: plasma membrane. Gene Ontology annotation, biological process: signal transduction. Lineage: Eukaryota; Metazoa; Cnidaria; Anthozoa; Scleractinia; Pocilloporidae. The record is from RefSeq and is a predicted model, not a curated record.